Messenger RNA from Salvia splendens (bonfire salvia), 1391 nucleotides. Its product is annotated as putative HVA22-like protein g. Lineage: Eukaryota; Viridiplantae; Streptophyta; Magnoliopsida; Lamiales; Lamiaceae. The record is from RefSeq and is a predicted model, not a curated record. The coding region runs from base 200 to 1117 and encodes 305 amino acids. The transcript is spliced from 7 exons.
GUGAAGUCUAGUUAAAGUCUAGUUAAUUGCAAAAUUUUGAAACGACGUCCAAAAAUUUCUGGCAACGGUUCGCCGUCGUCUGCGGUAGAGCAAAUCUUUGAAAUUGCUUCAAAUAUCAGCAGUUAUCUCUAUCUGCCGCCUUCAACGGUUUUCCUAUCUCUUUUUCCUUUGGAGUAUUUGCCGCAUUCAGAGUGGAAAAAUGAUUGGAUCUCUUUUCACUAGAGGACUUGUGAUGGUUCUUGGCUAUGCAUACCCUGCAUAUGAAUGCUAUAAAUCUAUGGAGCUGAAUAAGCCUGACAUCGAGCAACUUCGCUUUUGGUGCCAAUACUGGGUCUUAGUGGCGGGCUUGACAGUAUUUGAAAGAAUUGGUGAUACAUUUAUUGGCUGGGUUCCCAUGUAUGGUGAAGCUAAGUUAGCCUUCUUUAUAUAUCUGUGGUAUCCUAAAACUAAGGGAACAACAUAUGUUUAUGAUUCGUUCUUUCGGCCUUAUGUUGCAAAACAUGAGACAGAAAUUGAUCGUAGUUUGUUAGAAAUGAAGACAAGAGCAGGGGACUUGGCAUUUAUGUACUGGCAAAAGUCGGCAAGUUAUGUCCAGACCAGAGUUUUUGAUAUUUUGCAGUUUGUUGCUGCACAAUCAACCCCCAAACGAUCGGCUCAGCCUUCACAGCAGGAAUCCAAAGUCUUGAAACCCACUACACCAUCGGCUCGUGUAGCAGAUGUCACAACACAACCCCAAAAUGAACAGCUCUCUUCUCCGGCUUCCUCUACAUCUUCAAGCGAGCAAGAAGAGGAUGCAAUAGAUGCUGCAGAAUCUCCGGGCGAACCAAAAGCAGCUCCUGCUCCAGUAGUCUCGAAAGGACCAAAAGCAGCUCCGGCUCCAGCAGUCUCCAAAGGACCAAAAGCAGCUACUGCUCCAGCAGUCUCCAAAGGACCAAAAGCAACACUGAGUCAAGCCAUUGUGGCAUCGAGUUCCUCUAAAGAAGAGGCAAUGCAGAUCGAUUCUGUGAGUGAGACUACGCCUCCUACAAUACAAGAGACUGUUGUAUCAGAAGAAGCCUUACGAUCGCCGAAAACGAGAUUUAGGAAAACACGUGCUGCUGCUGUAUCAAAACGCUGAGCAAUUGUAGUCUGCAUGAUCUUAGGCGGGUGAUAAAUGCACAAUAGUCACUAGGUAACACAAAUUUCUUCAUUUUCUUCUUGCUAUAGUUGCAUUACUAACAUACAUUUUCGUGAUUAGUAUAUGAUGAUAAGUCUUCUGGUGGCUUCUUUUAGCUCGAAAUUUUAUUUUAUUAUUUGUAUUGCAGUAUAGUAGUGGUAACAAUAUAUUGUAUACAUGCAUUGAUAAAUUGAGGAUGAUGAGUGAGUGUGGACUAUGUUUCUAUAUUCAUUAA